This is a messenger RNA of Striga hermonthica, 609 nucleotides long. The record is from the annotation of a GenBank genome assembly. NCBI's taxonomy places the organism in Eukaryota, Viridiplantae, Streptophyta, Magnoliopsida, Lamiales, Orobanchaceae.
AUGGCGACGCUCCCGAUCUCCAAUCAGCAAUCCGAAUCCCAGCCUCCCAUCGCUACCCCGGCCUUUGGCGCCUUCGUAUCCCGUCUCAAAGCCACCAUUUGCGACGGCUUCUCCCAGCGUCGCCCUUGGUCAGAGCUCAUCGACCGCUCCGCUUUCUCCCGCCCCGAAAACCUCUCCGAGGCCGCCUCCCGUAUCCGCAAGAACUUCUCCUACUUCCGCAUCAACUACCUCUCCCUCCUCGCCCUCUCCCUCGCCCUCUCUCUCCUCGCCCACCCUUUCUCUCUCCUCGUCCUGCUCUCCCUCCUCGCCGCGUGGAUCUUCCUCUACCUGUUCCGCCCCUCGGAUCAGCCUGUCGUCCUCGCCGGCCGCACCUUCUCGGACCGCGAGAUCUUGGGGAUCCUGGUGGUGUCCACCGUCGUUGUGGUUUUCCUCACCACCGUGGGAUCGCUGCUCAUCUCCGCCUUGCUCGUCGGUCUUGCUGUGAUCUGUGCGCACGGGGCUUUCAGGAUGCCCGAGGAUCUGUUCUUGGACGAUCAGGAGCAGGCUACUUCUGGAUUUCUUUCCUUCCUAGGCGGCGCUGCCGCGCCUGUUGUUGCCACGCGCGUUUGA